GCCCCCCCGCGCCGCGCCGGGCCUCGCCAUGGCCCUCGGCAACGAGUGCUUCGGUGCCCUCCUGGGGAGGACCGUGAAAAUCACGCUGACGUGCGGCGCCUUCCAGGGGGUGCUGCAGCGCGUCAACGCCGACCGGAGCCUCGUGCUGCGCGCAGUGAAAAACCUGGACACUGGCAGAAGCACCCCUGGAGCAAAGAUGUUCUUUGGCCGUGAAAUAGUCAACGUGGAAUUGCUGGAUGAACCAGGUUCAGGGAAGGGAACUGCGACGCUCUCAGAGUGCGCGUCAGCUCUUGAAGGGAACACAGAGGCAGAGACGGGUGGAUGGGCAUGUUGUGACCCAUGGAGUUCUCCUUGCAUUUCCCUAGAGAGCCAGCUGAGAGCCUGGAAUAGCUUGAAAAGCUGCCUUUCAGGGAAGGAGGGAGAAGAGAAUGUGGACUACACAGUUGUUGAUUGCUUCCAGCAGAAGUUUGGCUCAGCAGUGCUGCACCUGAAGCAGCAGUCUGUUGUCAGUGUAGUAGCAGAAGGAGUUCAUCUGUGUCGUCAUGGAAGGCUUGCGUGGCUUCAGAUAGCAACAAAGAGCCAGAUUUUCCUAUUUGAUAUUUUCCUUCUGGGACCUCGGGCUUUCAAAAAUGGGUUACAAAUGGUGCUAGAAGAUAGAAGCAUCUUGAAGGUCAUGCAUGACUGUCGCUGGAUCUCAGACUGUCUCUCUCACCAGUAUGGAGUCCAUCUCUCCAAUGUCUUUGAUACGCAGGUUGCUGACGUCCUGCAGUUUUCAAUGGCAACGGGUGGCUUUCUUCCGCACUGCAUCUGCACCUUACCCGAGUGUUUGAUGCAGCACGUAGCAGUAUCUUCCAGAUCAGCUGCCCUCAUGAAGGGCAGGGAGCAAAUGGCUUGGGACAAUCCUGAUAUUUGGUUCCUGAGACCCUGUCCACCUUCUCUGCUUAAAACACUUGCUCUGAAGGCCAUGUACCUUCUGCAGCUCCGCUCAUCCCUGAUGGAUAAGUUGAUGUCUGACCUAACAGCCCUGGUGGAUGAUUACAUCAAUGCUUUUCGGAACAAGUCAGGGGAUUGUCUGGGAAGCACGAAGCCCACUUGCAUGGAGCUCCCAGAGGAGCUGCUUCAGCUGACAGACUUGCAGAAGCUGCGGAGGAAGAAAGCAAUGGAGGACUACAAGAUAAACGAGAACGGUCUUUUGAUCAGACCAGCCAUGAAAUUAAAAGAGAAAAAAGAUAUGCAGAAGGAUGGAAGCCACAGAGAAGUCGGGGAUUACCUUCUCACAAAUAGAGAGCCAUGUCAAACUACAUCCUACUAUGAUCCAGAUCAAUUUUGUCAAGGAAAACAUGAAAAUCAAAAUCAUGAUGAUUAGAUUAUAGGAGAACCCUGACUCAACCUCAGAAUGGCUGUAAAAAGUCUUUCUGAUGCAGGUGACAUGGUGAGUGCAGAAUGUGUAUCUUAGCGCAUCCAAAUGAAUGAAAGGGUCUAUAGCCUGUGCAGAAGCUUUAGACCAAAGCUCCUGCUUUUACCGGACAGGUAAACCUAUUGUUGGAGAGGAAUAAUUAUGGUCUCUCUAAGCCAAUUCUUGCUGUGUAUGGCUUUUCUUUUCAAGAUUUAUUUCAGGUUUAGAGUUUACCCUUUCUUCCUCUCUUGCCAUGUUGGCAAGGCUUGAGAGCACUGCCUCGUAGCAGUAGCAGUCACUGAAGGUGUCUUAGAGUUGGGCUUCCCAAUUCCACUAAAAAAUGGGUGAAGAUGCUUCACUAUUUAGCUCAGUUUCUCCUUCCAUCUUCUGCUAUCAGUUCAUCCAAGCAAAUUAAAGCUAUUUUUGGUAUUAAAGUGGGGACUUUAAUUUUUCUUGCUGUUAUUGUCAGAUCAGCAUCUUAAAUAUAUUGGUCCUUUUGUUGUCCCCUGUUGCAGGUGUGUGAAGCUCUUGCCCAAUCCAAAUAUGUUGGCAGAGUUUGCAGGAGGCCUCUUUCUUGAAAUUAAAAGUGAAACUUACUUGGGGAUUUACUUGGGAAAAAAUAAAAAUGUCUGGUCAACCCAUGGGGACUUGGUUCAUACACAGAUACCUCUUUGCAUAGCUGUUCAUGGGUCUUGUGAAGUGAGACCAGAAAGAUGGCAUCCUAUGGGAAAGAUACGCUUAAAAAAACAAGUGUCAUGCUAAUGUUCCUGCCUCUGCCCUGCUGGGACUACCUUAGGCCAUAAUGAACAAAGUUUUCUGCUCAGAGUGGCACCCCCAUGAUUGCUUCCACGGCUGCUGUAUCAACCUAAUGUAGAUAAAGCUGUAACUGAUGUGGUAUGGACAUAUGUCUGCCUGGUAUCCCUUUCAGCUCAUAGCACUAUCCUGCUACAAUGGCACAUUGAGGCAGACCGUGCCUGAGCCUUAGAAGGGCACUGAAGAGUUUUGGUCUUUGAAAUUCUCAAUCUAUAUACAUGUAUUUAAAUACAUUUUAAAAAAAUGAUCUGCGGGAGUUAAGCUCUUUCGAAAGAGUGGAGAGCACUUAGUGUAAGGAAGGCUGUUGAGGUUGUGCUUAGUUGUGAUUAAGUGUCUGGGAGCACCGAUGAGGCAGAGAGCAGGUAAUGGUCAGCUUGCCCGUCAGGGAUUGCAGAACGAGCA
Molecule: messenger RNA, 2611 nt
Organism: Nothoprocta perdicaria
Lineage: Eukaryota; Metazoa; Chordata; Aves; Tinamiformes; Tinamidae
Gene: EXD1
Product: exonuclease 3'-5' domain containing 1
Exons: 11
Coding region: 29-1366 (445 amino acids)
Biological process (GO): nucleobase-containing compound metabolic process
Molecular function (GO): nucleic acid binding; 3'-5' exonuclease activity
Source: RefSeq, a predicted model, not a curated record